CAAUGGAGGAAGAAGAGGCAAAGAAGAGAGCCAGUGAAGAUACCGGCGCCGGAAACGACGAGUCUACGGUGAUGAAACGACGGAGGGAGGGGGAGACGGUUGAGUUCAACGACGACGUUUUGGCCUGUUUAUCGACGGACGGAGAAGGUUGCAAAACUGACGCUAUGAGCGAGUUGUUGAAGCUUCUUGACGAAUCAGUGGAAUAUACGUCUUCUUCGUCGUCGACGACUUGUUCCACGGCUUCGUACGGGGUGAAGGUCAGGUUUAGCGAGAAUCCAUACUCAUCGGCGUUGGUUUUCCAGUCGUCAUCGUCGUACGUCACCAUCAACGGCAACGAAGAGAGCUGCGGCUCGUCAUUUUCGGACUCGGAGUCGAGCGUGAUGGCGAGCGUGGACAUGAGAGGGAUUGUUAACUGGAACGUGAACGUCGUGAACUGCUUGGAGGAGAUCAGAGGGUGGUUGGAUAAGGAGGAUGGGGGCGCGUGGAGUACAAGUGAGGGAGAAACGCGUUGGGAAUGGGACGAAGAGAAGCUUGCCAGGUUUUGGGUGGGGAAUGCCUGUUUUGAGAACUAUUUUCAGGGUUUAUGUUAAUACUAAUUACUUAGUGGAAACUUUUGGAAAUAGAAAAUUAGGGUUUGUAUAAACUGAGCAAAAAUGGAAAGAUUUCGAAUUUAAAUGAAAACGGUGUGUGUGUUUUUUAA
Hibiscus syriacus is the source of this 700-nucleotide messenger RNA. RefSeq lists its product as uncharacterized. The record is from RefSeq and is a predicted model, not a curated record. Bases 3 to 590 code for a protein of 195 amino acids. The transcript has a single exon. NCBI's taxonomy places the organism in Eukaryota, Viridiplantae, Streptophyta, Magnoliopsida, Malvales, Malvaceae.